GGUUAUCCGAACCGUCCAAUGUAUCUAGGAUUAGAUUUCACCUGAAAUCUUCCUCUGAACGAUGCAUAUAUUCAUUAUCUGGGUUCUUUAUCUGUGAUUCUUCUUCCACUGCAGCCAUGGCGGUCCUUGUGGAGAAGACAGUGUUGGGGAGGGAGUACAAGGUGAAAGAGUUGUCACAGGCUGACUUCGGUCGUAUGGAGCUUCAACUUUCUGAAGUUGAAAUGCCUGGACUCAUGGCGUGCCGGGCUGAGUAUGGUCCUGUGCAACCAUUCAAGGGAGCCCGAAUUACAGGCUGCCUUCAUAUGACCAUCCAGACUGCAGUUCUAAUCGAGACACUCGCUGCCCUUGGAGCUGAGGUCAGAUGGUGCUCCUCCAAUAUCUUCUCUACUCAGGACCAUGCUGCAGCAGCUAUUGCCCGCGACAGUGCAUCUGUGUUUGUGGAGACACUCCAGGAAUAUUGGUGGUGUGUGCAGAGGGCUUUGGAUUGGGGUCCUGGUGGUGGCCCAGAUUUGAUUGUUGAUGAUGGAGCAGAUGUCACCUUACUAAUCCAUGAGGGUGUCAAGGCUGAGGAAGAGUUUGCCAAGACUGGGAAGAUUCCAGAUCUUGCUUCAACUUCCAAUCCUGAGUUUCAAAUUCUUUUGGGAUUGAUCAAUGAUAGUCUUAAGGAAGACCCCUUAAAGUAUCAUAAGAUAAAAGAUAGGUUGGUGGGUGUAUCUGAGGAAACCACUACAGGGGUUCACAGACUGUAUCAGAUACAGGCUAGUGGUUCUCUGCUGUUCCCUGCCAUUGGGGUUAAUGAUUCUGUUACUAAGAGUAAGUUUGAUAACUUGUAUGGAUGCAGACAUUCUCUUGUAGAUGGUUUAAUGAGAGCCACUGAUGUGAUGAUUGCUGGCAAGGUUGCUGUUGUGUGUGGAUAUGGAGAUGUUGGCAAAGGUUGUGCUACAGCCUUAAAGGGUGCUGGAGCUAGAGUCAUUGUAACAGAGAUUGACCCAAUCUGUGCUCUGCAAGCCCUAAUGGAAGGCAUCCCUGUCCUGACUCUAGAGGAUGUGGUGAGCACGGCUGAUAUCUUUGUUACAACUACAGGGAAUAGGGAUAUUAUCAUGGUGGAGGACAUGAUGAGGAUGAAAAACAACGCAAUAGUUUGCAACAUUGGUCAUUUUAACAAUGAGAUUGAUAUGCAGGGGCUUGAAAACUACCCUGACAUUAAGAAGAUAACUAUCAAGCCUCAAACAGACAGAUGGGUGUUCCCUGAAAACAAUAGUGGUAUCAUUGUCCUUGCAGAGGGGCGUCUCAUGAACUUGGGUUGUGCCACUGGACACCCAAGUUUUGUCAUGUCUUGCUCAUUCACAAACCAAGUUAUUGCACAGUUGGAGCUUUGGAAUGAGAGGAAAACAGGAAAGUAUGAGAAGAAGGUAUAUGUGUUGCCCAAGCAUCUAGAUGAGAAGGUGGCUGCUCUACAUUUGCCCAAGUUGGGUGCCAAACUUACAAAGCUUUCUCCAAAGCAGGCUGCAUACAUUAAUGUUCCUAUUGAGGGUCCUUACAAACCCCUCCACUAUAGAUACUGAGCUAAGCAGAUACUUUGUUUUGUGUAAUAAUAAGCGAGAUCUAUUGCACUGUAGGUACAUUUGCUAUGAUAGCAGUAGUUUCACUUUUCACUUUAGUUUUAUCAUAGAAGAAAUUAAUAUCUUCUGAAUCUAGGAUUUUAAUGUGAGGCAUCUAUUGUUUUUUAAUUUGAACUAUGAAAUAUUUAAGUAGAAAUACAUUGACGUAAUUCCUGAUUA
Molecule: messenger RNA, 1781 nt
Organism: Cryptomeria japonica (Japanese cedar)
Lineage: Eukaryota; Viridiplantae; Streptophyta; Pinopsida; Cupressales; Cupressaceae
Product: adenosylhomocysteinase
Biological process (GO): L-methionine cycle
Cellular component (GO): cytosol
Molecular function (GO): adenosylhomocysteinase activity
Source: RefSeq, a predicted model, not a curated record